Molecule: messenger RNA, 2200 nt
Organism: Prorocentrum cordatum
Lineage: Eukaryota; Dinophyceae; Prorocentrales; Prorocentraceae
Source: the annotation of a GenBank genome assembly
AUGGCUACACCCUCCAGCUGGCACUUGUACUUGCUGUCUGCAGCCAUUGCCCCCACUUGCCUGCUCGUGACCGCCCCGGAGGACUCGGUUGAGUUUUUCUUACUUCAGGGGUUCAUCUGGGGUGUGGUGACAUUCUUUUUCUACCACGCGCGCCGAGUGUCAUGGAUUUCCAACGGCCUGCCUGACGGCCCACUGGCUGUGCAGCCUUGGCAGGACGCUGCACCUUGCUGGUGUUACGAGGCCGCUUUCUGGACCCAGAUACUGACCUAUGUGCCGUCCCUGCUGAGGAUGUUGUUUUUCACGUGCAGGAGUCGCGAGGCGUUCAUUACCUCGUCAACGCUGUUUCUGUCUGAACAUACGGAGAGCGUCUGGUUUGAGCGCAUGUUGUUUGCACAGCUGUUCGGGUACAUGAUGAGGGACAUGUUCAUGCAGGGAUUCUCGGCAGAUCCGCUCUUGGCGAUGCACCAUCUUCUGGUGAUUGUACUUACCCUUGCCCUCGGCUUCUACGACAUACCUGGCGGGCGUAUGUGCGCGACGCUGGGGUGCGUGAUCGAGCUCGGCACCGCCGGCUAUUGCCAUUUCAUUGUGUGGCGCAUACCCAGCCUGUACAGGUAUCUCAUGAACAUAUCCAAUGUUGUGUGGGUGGUUGGGGUCACGUGCAUCGUCUACCUUGCCAAGGAACGGUCGAAGGUAUUGUGGGGCUGCUGCGCCAUAACAGUCGCGCUGGUCGUCGGAAGGACUGACAUGAUGCGGGUCGAGAUCAGGAAGGAAGCCAAGCGCAUCAAGCGCGGGGAUGACCUGGCACAUGCCCACGAGGUGAGGACCGCGCAGUAUCCCAGCACCCAGUGCUCGUUCUCGCGGCGCCGGCUCAAGCGCACCCUUGCCCAGAUCAGCUCACUCUCGCCCGCUCACGCAGCUAGGCCGCUCCCGAUGGCGAGCGCGGCCAGGCCCUGCCGUCCGCUGAGCGAGUCGCCAUGCCUCCCGUUCGCAGCCCCGGGCGGCGCGCUCGAAUGCAGGUUGCCGACGCCGUGCAGGAGCCCCAUGCGCCCCCCGCUGGCGCUGGUGACCAGCAGGGCCCUCCGCCCGCAGGACGGCUCCCCCGCGACAACACCGUCCACGUUGUGGCCGCCCACGCCGAGCCCCUCGAUGCGCACGGCCUGCGACCCCGCGCGCUGGAUGACCCCGGCCCCUGAAGAGGCCCCUGCGGGAAGCUUGGCGGCGGCUGCGCCCUGCGUCUACACGCCGUUCGGCCACGGGCCGCUGUGCCACCAGGCGCUGUGCCUCCAGCCAGUGCCCGUGCCGCAGGCGCUGCUGGUUGCCGCCCCUGCCGACCCGUACUCCAGACAGCAGGUGGUGGCGGCUGAGCCCACCAUGGAUGAGCACAAGCCAUACGGCGCGCCCGAGCGGGCGCAGACUUGCGUAAUGCAGCGUGGUCGCUGUGCAUGCGAGCGUGCCCUGUGCCAGGGCCCUACGACCUCGUGUUUCGAUCCCGCAGUUCAUGUUGUCUGCUGCAUGGAGCCUGCAGGCGUGCCCCGCUGAGGCCCCGCAGGUCUCUCUCUCGGUGCGGCAGCGGCGGGGGGCAGCGACGAGGGAGCGGCGGCAGUGGCGGCAGGAGCCCCUGAGGGACCUUUGCCGCCCCCCCCCCUCUCUUCUCCGGCCCUGCUUCUGGCUCGGCACCGCUCGGACGUGUGCAUUUUCUCUCGGCGAGGGCCAUUUUCUCUCGGCGAGGGCCAUCGAGGAGCAUCCUGCACCAUCGAGCACGAUGGCGAACUUCUGGUGUCUGCAGAGAUUUGGGCGUAAGCCUAAGCCCUCCGCCGUUAGCUGGUCCGCUCGUGCCGCACCAGUCGGCGCCCUUCCUGGCGGCCGGACGCACGCUGUAAUUACGGUUGCUUUGGCAUCGCUGGAACGUGUGCAUGUUUUUCUCGGCGAGAACCAUCGAGGAGCAUCUCGGAUCAGUUUCGAAAACUAAGAGCACGAGACCGAAAAAGGCACGGGGAAUGGACGCCAUAGCGAUGGCACGUACACUGAUCCGAUCCGCUUGAGCCGCGCCAGUCGAUCCCCGUCCUGGCAAUCGGACGCACGCUGCAAUGACGGCUGCGGCCGCGACGCGCCCCCCGUUGGACCAGCAGUGCGCCGCGGCUCGCCCGAGAUCGAAAACUUGUGCAAACAUCACGUUCGCACUGCGUGUACAGUGGAGACC